Molecule: messenger RNA, 992 nt
Organism: Cataglyphis hispanica
Lineage: Eukaryota; Metazoa; Arthropoda; Insecta; Hymenoptera; Formicidae
Product: zinc finger protein 512B-like
Exons: 4
Coding region: 49-690 (213 amino acids)
Source: RefSeq, a predicted model, not a curated record
UUCGUUGUCUCGUUCACGCUCAUAUCUCAUCGCGACGUGUUCUGAAAAAUGCACCGUCUGUCCUCAGUGCUCGUCAUAUGUUUAGUAACAAAAACAACGUUUGCUACUUUUAGAGGAAGUGAUUCUGGAUGGCAUGGAGUGUCUAAUUAUGGAGCUACAAAUUAUGAUUCCAGCAUCAAUAACGCACAGAUUCAUCAAGAUCUCUCAUCUUUUAGACCGUUUUCCUCUUUCGAAAAUAGCGGUGAUUUUCACGCAGAAUUAGACCAAAAAUUAAAUAUGGGGAAUGUUCAUACAUUCUCUCAACCUAUAUCGAUCAGCGAACAUGUAGAAGUUACGAAACCAUUGGUAGUGCCAAUCGUAAAGAACAUUGGAGUUCCAGUGGCACAGCCGGUGGCAAUUCCCGUGCCUCAUCCAGUAGCAGUAACUGUUGCUCAGCCCUAUCCGGUUCAAGUUCCAGUCGCACAGCCUAUCCCUGUACCGGUCAUGAAAACCAUCGCGAUUCCGGUCGAGAAGAAGGUGCCAUAUCCGAUAGAGAAAAUCAUACCAGUGCCCGUGGAAAAGCUGAUGCCAGUAACUAUAGAAAAGCACGUGCCUGUUCCAAUAGAGGCACCAUAUCCGAUUCAUAUACCAGUUUACAAACAUAUUUUCCAUCGGAGAACGAGGAAAUAUCGCCGUCGUCGAGUAUAUUAAAGAAAGUGCUAUAACAAUUAGAUGAGAUUUUAGAGAGAUAUGAAUAAUUUUUGUUUUGUGAAGCAUAUUCAUGAAGCCAGUCGACAUUGAAUGUGAUGCUGUAGCAAGUUGCCAUGAUUAUUUUCUCUUGAGUUAUAGAUACUGCCAAACAAGAGAUUCGUCGUUGUUGAUAAUACCAGAGAUCAAUGUUUAUUUUUUUCGUACGUGUUUUCUUAUAGCGCUAAUUUUAUUAUAGUUGUUAAGAGAUGUAUAUAUGCGUUGUUUAUUUGUUGCCAAAUAACAAUCUUAUUUAAUAAAGAAAA